GCUGCUCGCGGGCAGGCACGCUUUGUGCCCUGCGUUUUCCCCUAGUGCCAGCUCCUGCUUUCUGCCAAGCCGGGGAGCGAUGUGCUGCUGGGCGGCUUCUCGCCGGGCUCAGGUGGCCGCAGCGGUAUAGCCGAACCCUAACAUGGUCACGACUCGCUCCCUGUUCAAACAGUCACUGGUGGUGAGCCAUGGCGGUGUGGAUCCAGGCGCAGCAGCUCCAGGGCGAAGCCCUGCGGCAGAUGCAGGCGCUCUACGGGCAGCACUUUCCCAUCGAGGUGCGGCACUACCUGUCGCAGUGGAUCGAGAGCCAGGCAUGGGACUCCAUCGACCUCGACAACCCCCAGGAGAACGUGAAGGCGACGCAGCUGCUGGAGGGGCUGAUUCAGGAGCUGCAGAAGAAGGCAGACCACCAAGUGGGAGAAGACGGCUUCCUGCUGAAGAUCAAGCUGGGGCACUAUGCCACACAGCUACAGAACACGUACGACCGGUGCCCCAUGGAGCUGGUGCGCUGCAUCCGGCACAUCCUCUACCACGAGCAGCGGCUGGUGCGGGAGGCAAACAACAGCCCCUCGCCGGCCGGCACCCUGGUGGACGCCAUGUCGCAGAAGCACCUGCAGAUCAACCAGACCUUUGAAGAGCUGCGGCUCAUCACGCAGGACUCGGAGAAUGAGCUCAAGAAGCUGCAGCAGACGCAGGAGUACUUCAUCAUCCAGUACCAGGAGAACAUGCGCCUCCAAGCCCAGUUCUCCCAGCUCUCCCAGCUGGGCCCCCAGGAGCGCCUGUCGCGGGAGACGACGCUGCAGCAGAAGAAGGCGUCGCUGGAGGCCUGGCUGCACCGGGAGGCCCAGACACUACAGCAGUACCGCGUGGACCUGGCUGAGAAGCACCAGAAGACGCUGCAGCUGCUGCGCAAGCAGCAAACGACCAUCCUGGAUGACGAGCUGAUCCAGUGGAAGCGUCGGCAGCAGCUAGCGGGGAACGGGGGCCCCCCCGAGGGCACCCUGGACGUGCUGCAGACCUGGUGUGAGAAGCUGGCAGAGAUCAUCUGGCAGAACCGGCAGCAGAUCCGCCGGGCCGAGCACUUGUGCCAGCAGCUGCCGAUCCCGGGCCCGGUGGAGGAGAUGCUGUCAGAGCUGAACGGCACCAUCACCGACAUCAUCUCCGCCCUGGUGACCAGCACCUUCAUCAUCGAGAAGCAGCCCCCCCAGGUGCUGAAGACACAGACCAAGUUUGCAGCCACCGUGCGGCUCCUGGUGGGGGGGAAGCUGAACGUGCACAUGAACCCCCCCCAGGUGAAGGCCACCAUCAUCAGCGAGCAGCAAGCCAAGGCCCUGCUGAAGAAUGAGAGCACCCGCAACGAGAGCAGCGGGGAGAUCCUCAACAACUGCUGCGUGAUGGAGUAUCACCAGGCCACGGGGACGCUCAGCGCCCACUUCCGCAACAUGUCCCUGAAGCGGAUCAAGCGCUCGGACCGCCGUGGGGCUGAGUCAGUGACGGAGGAGAAGUUUACCAUCCUCUUCGAGUCGCAGUUCAGUGUUGGUGGCAAUGAGCUGGUCUUCCAGGUGAAGACACUGUCCCUGCCUGUGGUGGUGAUUGUGCACGGGAGCCAGGACAACAACGCCACGGCCACCGUGCUCUGGGACAACGCCUUCGCCGAGCCUGGCCGCGUACCCUUCGCCGUGCCUGACAAGGUGCAGUGGCCGCAGCUCUGCGAGGCGCUCAACAUGAAGUUCAAGGCAGAGGUGCAGAGCAGCCGUGGGCUGACCAAGGAGAACUUGGUGUUCCUGGCACAGAAGCUCUUCAACAGCACCAGCUCCCACCUGGAGGACUACAGCAGCACCACGGUGUCCUGGUCCCAGUUCAACCGGGAAAACCUGCCCGGGAGGAAUUACACCUUCUGGCAGUGGUUUGACGGGGUUAUGGAGGUGCUGAAGAAGCAUCUGAAGCCGCACUGGAACGACGGGGCCAUCCUGGGCUUCGUCAACAAGCAGCAGGCGCACGACCUGCUCAUCAACAAGCCCGAUGGGACCUUCCUCCUGCGGUUCAGCGACUCGGAGAUUGGCGGCAUCACCAUCGCAUGGAAGUUCGACUCCUCUGAGAGGAUGUUCUGGAACCUGAUGCCUUUCACCACCAGAGACUUUUCCAUCCGAUCCCUUGCCGACCGCCUUGGGGACCUCAGUUACCUUAUCUAUGUGUUCCCCGACCGGCCCAAGGACGAGGUCUUCUCCAAGUACUACACGCCGGUUCUCUGUGAGUCCACGCCAGCUAAAGCCGUGGAUGGAUACGUGAAGCCACAGAUCAAGCAAGUGGUGCCAGAGUUUGCCAGCGCAUCAGGUGAUUCUGCCCCUGGAGGUGCCACCUACAUGGACCAGGCUCCCUCGCCCGCCGUCUGCUCCCAGCCCCAUUACAACAUGUAUGCCCAGAAUCCUGACGCUGUGCUGGACCCCGAGGGGGACUUUGACCUGGACGACACCAUGGACGUGGCGAGGCACGUGGAGGAGCUGCUGCGGCGCCCCAUGGACAGUCAGUGGAUCCCCCACGCCCAGUCGUGACGGGCGAGUGCCCGGCCCCCCGGCCCCGGCACUGCGGGGUCUGUGCUGUGUUUGUGUCUCUGUGCCGGGGGGGCAGCGGGUGGGCCCUGCCCCGGAGAUUUGCUCUGUGCUGCCCCAAAACGCAGGCUGGCGUCCGGCUCUUUGGUGUUUAUGCCCUUGUAUAAACGGCAGCGGAUUUGUCGCAUGGUUUUCCUGUAUGUUCCUUUUAAGAGGCCCAGCUUCGGCUUUCCGCUUCUGCAAGCACCGGCCCCGCAGCCACCCUGCUCCCCACCAAGGGGCUGCUCGGGGCGGGGGCCGGGGGUCUGGCCUCAGGUUUGCUUUCGCAGUCGUCACUAAGAAUGUACGUGUCGCCUUCUUGUUCUACCCCGUGGCUCCGUUCCCAGGGGUGUGUGGGCACACCAGGCUCUGGCAUGGGGCAGAGGGGGGGGUCGGCUGGGGCUUCCCCCCCCAGCCCAUGCUAGUGCUCUGCUCCACAGCGGCGGGGUCCCCUCCCGGACCUCGUCUCCUCCUCUGGCCCCCCAAGGAUGCGGGAGCCCCUUUGGCUCCCGGCCUCGGCAUCCCCCUCCGGAGCCAGUGCAGCAUGAGGGAGGCAGGGUGCGAGGGCACCCAGCAAGGGCGGCUGGGCACUGCGGGUGGUUUGGGAGGAGUGGAGCCCUCUGUCCCCCCCGCCUCUCCCCUUGCCGUGGCCGAGAAGCUCUGGGGUCCUGGCCAUGUUAUUUUUCUACCACAGAGUAAAUAAAGCACGGACUAUUUUUGUAACACAAAA
Molecule: messenger RNA, 3318 nt
Organism: Grus americana (Whooping crane)
Lineage: Eukaryota; Metazoa; Chordata; Aves; Gruiformes; Gruidae
Product: signal transducer and activator of transcription 5B
Exons: 19
Coding region: 189-2552 (787 amino acids)
Biological process (GO): growth hormone receptor signaling pathway via JAK-STAT; defense response; response to peptide hormone
Molecular function (GO): RNA polymerase II cis-regulatory region sequence-specific DNA binding; DNA-binding transcription factor activity, RNA polymerase II-specific
Source: RefSeq, a predicted model, not a curated record